Molecule: messenger RNA, 1419 nt
Organism: Aspergillus fischeri NRRL 181
Lineage: Eukaryota; Fungi; Ascomycota; Eurotiomycetes; Eurotiales; Aspergillaceae
Product: D-3-phosphoglycerate dehydrogenase
Exons: 7
Coding region: 1-1419 (472 amino acids)
Molecular function (GO): oxidoreductase activity, acting on the CH-OH group of donors, NAD or NADP as acceptor; NAD binding
Source: RefSeq, a predicted model, not a curated record
AUGGCGACAUCUGCUCGUGACAUAAAUAUACGCCGAGACCUCAACGUCUCUCAGAAUGCGAACCUUUCCACAUCCCCAACGGCAUCCUUUCAGUCUGCACCCUCGAGUCACGGAGGGUCUGCAUUUGCAGGCCGCACGAUUCCUUUAGCCAAUGCAAAGCAUCUAAAACCUUUCGCUACAGAGGACAUCAAGGUUUUGCUCUUGGAGAACGUAAAUCAAACUGGCCGCGAUAUUCUUACGGGACAAGGCUAUCAAGUCGAGUUCCUCAAAUCCUCUCUCCCGGAGGAUCAAUUAAUAGAGAAGAUACGUGAUGUGCAUGUGAUUGGUAUCCGCUCGAAGACAAAGCUCACAUCCCGCGUCCUCAAGGAAGCUCGCAAUCUAAUCGUCAUUGGGUGUUUCUGUAUUGGGACUAACCAGGUCGACCUUCAAUACGCGGCCGAGCAUGGCAUUGCAGUGUUCAAUUCUCCCUUCAGCAACUCUCGAAGUGUGGCCGAAUUGGUCAUAGCUGAGAUUAUUGCCCUUGCCCGUCAGCUAGGUGACCGCUCAAUGGAGAUGCAUGGCGGUACUUGGAACAAAGUAAGCGCUAAAUGCUGGGAAAUACGUGGGAAGACGUUGGGGAUCAUCGGCUAUGGUCAUAUCGGCGCGCAAUUGUCUGUUUUGGCCGAGGCAAUGGGCAUGUCGGUCAUCUUCUACGACGUCUUGAAUUUGAUGGCACUGGGUACUGCCCAGCAAGUGCCGACGCUGGAAGCCCUUUUGUCCAAGUCUGACUUUGUUACUUGCCAUGUCCCUGAACUACCAGAAACGAAGGACAUGAUAAGCUCCCAACAAUUCGAGCAAAUGAAGCCUGGGGCUUAUUUGAUCAAUGCUUCCCGAGGAAGUGUUGUGGAUAUUCCCGCCCUCAUUCACGCAAUGCGUUCUGGUAAGAUUGCGGGAGCUGCCCUCGAUGUCUACCCGAAUGAGCCUGCCGGCAAUGGUGACUAUUUCAAUGAUGAUCUUAACACCUGGGCCUCGGAUCUCCGUGGUCUCAAGAACGUGAUAUUGACCCCACACAUUGGAGGUAGCACCGAAGAAGCGCAGAGUGCCAUAGGCGUCGAGGUAGGACAAGCUUUAGUACGAUACGUCAAUGAAGGAACAACUCUCGGUGCCGUCAACCUCCCUGAAGUCACUCUUCGUUCACUUACAAUGGAGGAACCCAACCAUGCCAGGGUCAUCUACAUUCAUCACAACGUCCCUGGAGUUCUGCGCAAAGUGAACGAAGUUCUCGGGGACCAUAAUGUUGAUAAACAAAUGACUGAUAGUAGAGGCGAUGUGGCCUAUCUUAUGGCUGAUAUCAGUAACGUCGACAAUGCCACCAUCAAGGAAUUAUAUGAAAGACUAGAAAGCUUGUCCUCCCGCAUCAUGACCAGAAUAUUGUACUAG